CGGUGACAUCUUGCUAUGGUGGAAAGGUUUGGAGGACUGGUUGCUGCGGGGAUCCGCCGCUGUUACCACCCAGUUCACUCUGCCUUUGGCAAGAGGGGCUGAGCUCGAGUCGCAGGAAGGGAGAAGAUCCAGAAGGGCUCGGGCGAAGAAGGUGGACUAAGAGAGCGAGAAAGCGGCUGCCACAAAAAGCUCACCCUGGAAUAAACCUGAGGAGGAGGAAGAGGAGGGAGGAGGAGAAGGAAGGAAGGCAGCGGCCUGGGGCCUGCCCGCCCCGCCCCGCUGGCUCUGGUCAGGCCAGGACCAUGCAUUCGGGGAGCAAGGUGAAGAGCGAGUACAUGAAGCGCUACAAAGAUCCCAAGUGGGACACGUGUGGCCCGUGCUACCGGGAGCUGCUGCACUAUCGCCUGAGCCGGCGGCUCUUGGAGCAGACUCACAACCCCUGGUUAUGGGACGGUUGGGGGCCGUCCAGCAACUCAGACGAUUCCUCGUCUUCCGGGGGUGGCGGGGCCUCCACGCCGCAGGGCCCCCAGGAAGCUUCGGCCUGGUCUCCACCUCCGACCCCACCCAAGCCCCUAGGAGAGGGAGCGGAGCCGGGAGUGGAGGAGAAGGAGGCCGAAGUCUCUGAGGAUGAGGACGCUGCCAGCCUCCCAGAAACACUUGGAAAAGAUGCACAAGAAAAAAGUAAACAGCAGAAGGAAGCAAAAGAACAACAGAUAGAAGUGAAAGAUACUACUGAGCAUCCUCGCCAACGUGCCUUGCUUGCUAAAGCAGAUAAGAAACCAGCUAAAAGUCCUCAGAGACCAAGUAAAACAAAGGAAAUCAAACAUCCAUUUGCUCUUUAUGGCUGGGGAGAAAAACAGACAGAUACUGGGAGCCAGAAAACACAUAAUGUAUGUGCUUCCGCUUCGGCACAACAGAUUCAUGAGUCAGCAUUACGAGCCAAGAAUAGAAGACAAGUGGAAAAAAGGAAACUGGUCAUUCAGAGGCAAAGAGCCUAUUCUGUUGAUGUGCAGAAACCCAGAAGGAUCAAGCCUUCCUCUGCAGAUAAUCCAUGGAUGACAGAAUACAUGAGAUGCUAUUCAGCAAGAGCUUGAUGAAAGAAAAAUGUACUUAGAUAACCUCAUUAAAAACAACAGGACAUUGGUUUAUGAAACCAAAUGAUUAUGUACAUUUUUGUUUAGGGGGUUCCCAAGAGUGCUUUUUAAAUGUACUCUGGUGACCUACCUCCAUAGUAGGGCAGAUAGCUGAAGCCAUAGACAUUUGAAAUUAUUCAUGAUGAUCAUUCCCUAAGUCUUUGGUAUUCUUGAGUUUUUGAAGCAUCUUAAUCUUUGGAGAAAAUGACAGCAAAUGACUUUUAAGUGGCAGGUUUUUAAGAUGCUUAGUAAUCAGUAUUUCAUAACUGUAGAAGGAGCCCAUUCUCUUUCUCUCUUGAACAUCAGCAAACCCUGUAGAAAGUAAGAUGGUUCCAUUUUGUACCUAACAAAAGCCUAUUUUCAAUUAUGUGAAAUUUUACCCAGUGGAAGAGCUAAUAGCAAAAGAGUAGUCAUUUGUGAUAGCUGUUCUUCUGAUCCCUACCAGCUUGUGAAACAAGUUCUGGUAAAAGUUGAACUUACCUCAUUUCUUUACCAGUUCAUUUACCUUUUCAUGUGGACAGUAACAUUCGACAUUUUUCUAGGGCUGAAUUUCACUUUUUUUUUUUUUCCUACUGGUCUGGGCACUUACUAUUUAAUGCUCCAAAUGCAUUCCAAUUGAGAGAUAGAUAUCCAUGCAAUAAAUAUUUUAGGGUAAGACUGAAGUUUCUUUGAGUCAAAGACUGUCACAAGUUCAGUUUUCUGCUGUAGAACUUUUUCUCUCAGAGCACACUCCCAGUGAUUUAAGACCUGGUGGCCCUAUUUUAAUAACGUAUUUUGUCACUUGUGUACCCGUUGGCUUUUAAGAAUAAAUGGGCUUCAGAGCAGUAAAUUUUCGAAUUUGUACUCAAACUUAGAAUAAAUUUGUAAGUAUUGAGGUUUUGGGACUUAUCAGGAAUGGGCAUCUUGUAGAAAUUAUGUCGGGACAUCAGGGGUAUAGCCUCAUUUUUACUUUCAUUGCUUUCCUUUCCAAAACUAAUUUAACAAGUAAACUUUAGCUUUAUGCAGUGUUCCUCAGACUUACUAAUUCACUGGCAUUCCUCAUUUGAUAUUCUUAUACCAGGACAUAGGCUCUGGGAAUGAGUGUAUGUUUCCCUGUAUAUGUGUAAGAAUUCAAGGAGAAUUUUCUCUCUCUUGCGCUCCAAAAUGUCCUUAAAAUAUUCAGCUGAGUCUGAACAUGGCUUCUUUCUCCAUUUAUUAGGGAUGGGGACCUGAUUGUGGGAUCUGAUUCUGAAGAUCCUUAAUGGAAAAAGGAAAAAUCUUGCAUUUGUAGCUGUAGCAGCCACAUGAACAAAAAUUAUGUGUUAUUAUAACAGGUGCUUUUAGAUGUGAGACUAAACAUUCCCAAGUUUUUAUUCUCAGUCUAUGAAACAGUGCAUACAACUGUAGUGUAUAUAUCUACUCUUCAUACUAUUUUUUUCCCUAUCUUCACCUGGUCUUUAAAUGUGUUCUACUUGUUCAGUUAUAGAUAUAUUAAACUUUGAAAACUGAUUUCUAAAUAGUAAUAGCCUUUCUACUUAGUGUGAUUUUUGACCUUUAUAUGGUUUUGAAGUUCAUUCUUUUGUUCAGAGAGCCAUCUGUUCUACUCAUUGAACCAAAUGAUAGGAGUUAAAUGAAAUCUCUUUAUUCCAUAUUUCACCACCAAAAGCAAAUCACCAAAUGCAUGCCAGCACUUCUGGUGAUAAUCCUUAAGUCAUCAUUAGUUUAUUAAGCUGUAGACACUGGAAGUACAAGAUGUCCAAAUGAAUGUGGCAAUGAGUGGUAGUUGUGUAAAUGGAUAUAAAAUUCAGUGUUCUCAAAUUCUCACCUGGUUGGAUUUAGUAAUCAAGCUUAAACUUUUCAUAUUGCAGCUGACAAUCAGAAAGUGGCACUGUGAAGUAAGGUAAGUUUUAAAUGUCUAUAAAUAGCCUUAGAAAAUUCAUUUUCAAUCCAAUAUUCUUUAAAAACCAGCCUUUUUCUAGUUUAGAAAACUGACUUGCAUGUAACUAACUUAAUACUCCAGACAAACCCAUAGAAAGCCAAAGGCUGAAAAUGGUCAAAACAAUUUUGUUCAAAAACAAAUGGGAGUAUAACAUAAGUAAGGUUUUAAUCCUAUUUUUUGAUAUAUAUAGAUAACUUACAUUGAUUUCUUUAAAAGUGACUAUAAUAAUCUUGUCACAUUUUUUUAAAGGUGUGGGAGAGGGACACUGAUUUAACUCUCCUUUCAUUAGAUUACAACCUAUGAAAUUUCUUAGGCUGUGAAACAAUUCUGUUAUCAUUCAAUUUUUUCCUUUCUUAUAAGCAAAUAUAAUUUCUCAUAAUGCUGUUACAAGUUCUCUGUGAUAACUUAUUAGAAAAUAAGGUAGUAUAAAUUAUUUUAUAUGGAAGAAGUUUGAGACUGAGAAUAUGAUCUUUUAAAAUCUAGAAUGAAAAGGCAUUUAAAUAAUGAAAUGUGGCUAUGAGAUUUCUCCUUCCUCAAUUUUAGCUUUAAUAUCUUAGUUAAAAUCUUUUGCCAUGAAUAUGCUCCUUCCCUUCUGCCAAGCUCUUUUUUCCUUCACCUUCAAAGUAGUAAUAGAAUUUUGAAACUGAUGGCAACUGUUUGUGUAAAUAAAAGUGACUAUUGGGGCAGCUAGGUGGCGCAGUAAGUAGAGCACCAGCCCUGGAGUCAGCAGGACCUGAGUUCAGAUCUGGCCUCAGACACUUGACACAUGUACUAGCUGUGUGACCUUGGGCAAGUCACUUAAUCCCAAUUGCCCUGCCAAAAAACAAACAACAACAACAAAAAACAAAAGUAACUAUUUCCCUCUCUCCACAUCCAUUAACAUUUAUUUAAAACAACAACCCAAUAAGGUAUUAAAAACAGCAGCAACAAACUUCUCAUUUAGAAGGUUGUACUUCUGGCACUUCUCUUUUUAGAAAUGUUUAUGUACUACUUUUCCUAUUGCUUUGUUAUUUUUCUUGUCCAGUAUGUUAAUGAAUUAUAUGAAAUUUAUGCCCUUAAUGAAAAUACUAAUGAAUAGAAGACUCAAUGGUGUCUUUAACUUGUUUGAAGGUAGAAUUACAGACUCAGGAUGCUCUAUAUUGAAUCUUCUUAGGUUAUAUGUACUUGAAUUAGAUCCAAAAUCAGUUGCUAAAACUAGAAGGAGAUAGUAGUAGUGUGCCUUGCAUGGGACCACUUCCCUGUCUUGGACAACUAAGUCAUGUCAAGGAAAGGUUCAGAGUAAUGGCACAGCUACUGCAAAUUAUGAGUGUCUGAAAGGAACUGAUCUUGCAUAACUUUCCUUAAAAAAUAAGUCUUACUACGUUAUUUCCUCCCAACUUCUAAGCUGUACCAAUUCAAACUCUUGGAGAGCUAGGAACAAAAAUUCCUGGUGAAGUGUUGUGAUACAGUCAUAUUUAUAUGUGCCCAGAGUGUUAAUGGACAAAAAUAGACACACAAAGUACAUGUCAGAAGUGAAAACUUUGUUUAGUGGAAUAUUUCAGUGAAAAAUAAGAGUUUUGCAUUUCAUUAGAUUUAAAAACACACAGAGUGAAAUGUGUUUACAUAGCUUAAAUCUCUAGUUUGCUUGUGUCAAACUGCCAAUCUAAUACAACCUGUAUAAAGACUUUGUUAUAAUUUGUCUCUGGCACCAGAUAAACUGUGUAAAAGAAAUUAGCAUGCUUGCUUCAAACUUGUGCUUUUGAAAAUUGAUUUGCUAUUGUUUUAAAAAUGACACAGGAUGAUAGCACAUUUAAAUGCAUGACUAUGCUCAAUAUCAAACCAUAUAUGGGAAGUACUGUCUAGAUUUAAGACCAACCAUGAACCCCCUUAACACUUGUAGAAGAAUGUGGGCAGUUCUAGAUUCCAAAUGGUUAUUUUUCUAUAAUCUAUACAGCUUGGAACUUGUUCAUGGAAUGAAAACAUUCUAAGCCCCAAUACUCUUUCUAGGAAAGAAAAAAUAAAUGCUUAUACAUACUAAACAAGAGGCCUUUUGAAUAAUUUUAUUGUUGGUAAUAUUGACAAAAAGCUCUUAGCUAUUUUAAGGGUACUCCAAGGAUAUUUAUGAACAUAACUUCCCAUUUCAAUUUCAGUAGACCAUGCAUUGAAUGUGGUCUUCUAAUGAACAAAACCAGGGUUGGGGAAAAUUGCCCCAAGUUGAUAUCUAUGUAUAUUUCAGCACUGCAUUCACUUUAAAUUCUAAGAAGUGUAGGCUAGACUAAUCAUAAAGUUCUGGCAAUGUGAAUUUCAGGUUUUACUUUUCUAAGAGAAUAGUAUGUAUUGUUUUGAGCUUCUCCAAUGUUGUAUUUACUUGUACAAAUGUGAGUAAAAUUAAUACCUACAGGUAAAGAAAUUAUAAUUUUGUGAAAAACAAUUCUGAGUUGGUGUGCAAAUAGUUGGAUAUUAAAUUCCGAUCCUUUUUAAAGGA
Trichosurus vulpecula (common brushtail) is the source of this 5515-nucleotide messenger RNA. It is a transcript of the gene CCSAP, whose product is annotated as centriole, cilia and spindle associated protein. The coding region runs from base 303 to 1094 and encodes 263 amino acids. Lineage: Eukaryota; Metazoa; Chordata; Mammalia; Diprotodontia; Phalangeridae. The record is from RefSeq and is a predicted model, not a curated record. Gene Ontology annotation, cellular component: cytoskeleton; spindle; ciliary basal body. Gene Ontology annotation, molecular function: microtubule binding. Gene Ontology annotation, biological process: regulation of mitotic spindle assembly. The transcript has 4 exons.